Messenger RNA from Priapulus caudatus, 1202 nucleotides. Its product is annotated as glycine-rich cell wall structural protein 2-like. The coding region runs from base 58 to 918 and encodes 286 amino acids. The record is from RefSeq and is a predicted model, not a curated record. The transcript has 3 exons. NCBI's taxonomy places the organism in Eukaryota, Metazoa, Priapulida, Priapulimorpha, Priapulimorphida, Priapulidae.
AGUUCUACCUUGAGAGAGCAGUCAGCAAGCAACUUGCCUGGAUCCUGAACAGUCAACAUGAAGCUCUGCAUCGUGCUUUGCCUCGUGGCCGCCGCCUGCGCCAGCGAUGGUAACUACGGAGGAAGCUACGGCACCUACGACAACGUCGGCAGUGUUGAUGCCGGCGAACAGCACACCGGCUACGGACACACCUACGCCCCGGAGUUCUUCACCACGUCCGUGUACGGACCGAGGGCCGACGCCCGCGCUCACGGAUCCGGAUCAAAGCACGCCAGCGGCUCGUACGCGCGUGACGGCCAGGCGGCCGGCGCUGACUACGAGAAGGAUGAAGCCACGGCAGCAGAGACCGCCGCCAGGGCCAGAGGUUACGAGUACGGAUACAGAGAUGGAUACUCUUGGUAUCAGCCAAAGACCCUGUACGCCUUCCAGUACAAGCAGCCAAUCAUCGGAUACAGGCAGUUGUACGGACACCGUGUGAUCCGCCAGGGUGGAUAUGGAGGUGGAUACGGAGGAAACGGAGGUGGAUACGGAGGUGGAUACGGAGGAAACGUUGGUGGAUACGGAGGAAACGUUGGUGGAUACGGAGGCGGAUACGGAAACGGAGGCGGAUACGGAGGUGGAUACGGAGGCGGAUACGGAAACGGAGGCGGAUACGGAGGCGGAUACGGAAACGGAGGCGGAUACGGAAACGGAUAUGGUGGCAACGUGGGAUACGGUAGCAACCUGGGAUACGGUAGCAACCAAGGAUACGGUGGCAACCUCGGAUACGGUGGCAACCUGGGAUUCGGUGGCCGCAACGUCGGCAUCAGUGCAUCCUCUCCCAUCACGCACGGUCCCCGGUACAAUGCCGGAUACGCCAGCCACGGAAGCUACGGUGGGGCUAACCUCGGCUAUGGUAGCAACACCCUUGUCCAUUAGAGUUCACAGGGCGGUUUAAUAUGCUCGUGAUAUACUUGGAACGUUGAGCAUUGUGCUCACUUUAUGUCCGAUGGAUCGAUGUAGUUUAUAGAUGCGACUCACAUAAUAAGCUAAUCAAUAAUUUAUUAAAAUGAUGCCUACAGAUGCCACACGUGUAUUACCCAAUAAUGUUAUUAUUCGAUUCGACGUGAAUGAAAGCUCUUGUGUAUUUCUCUAUUCGUUGACGGUUUUGUAUGCUGUUAUUCCUGUUAUGCAAUAAACGAUGUUCAAUAUAAUUAUACGUA